Messenger RNA from Acanthochromis polyacanthus (spiny chromis), 2533 nucleotides. RefSeq names its product regulator of G protein signaling 7 binding protein a (gene rgs7bpa). Gene Ontology annotation, cellular component: neuron projection; nucleus; postsynapse. The record is from RefSeq and is a predicted model, not a curated record. Gene Ontology annotation, biological process: G protein-coupled receptor signaling pathway. NCBI's taxonomy places the organism in Eukaryota, Metazoa, Chordata, Actinopteri, Pomacentridae. The coding region runs from base 827 to 1582 and encodes 251 amino acids. The transcript has 6 exons.
UAUUAGUAUUCGCGUCCUUUGGGUGUGCAGUGUUGCCAUCCACAGAGCCACGUCAGGCCUGUAGCAACUGCUCGUCUUCUGCUGCCUCUCCAAGGUUAGAGAUAGGCCCAGCCCGACGAGCCGGAGACUCUCACAGGAACAAGACGCCGGGAGCCGAGCUGACACCGCGAUAGCAGGAAUUAAGUUUUUUGGUUUUUCGUUCGGAUUUUCAAGCUCAGAAUUCUCCAGCGCGGACACUGGCGGCGCGUAUUUCUGCGCAGCAAGGAAAAACAGAUCGCUAUCGCCCUCCGCGGUUUAAUGGAAACGCGCAAUCAUAAAAAAUGGUUACAUUUGGAGAGUCUCCGUGACUGCGAUCGCCUCCUCUUGACAUCGGUGCGUCAGGAGAGACGCCUCAGCUAGCUGUGGACUCUUGCUUGGGUGUGAAGUCUUCUCUGCUGCUGCUCCUGGAGUGAAGGUGACUUGCGCCCCGUUGCAGUCGAGGCAAUGCGGAGAGGAGUCACGGGCGCUCAUCCGGCACUUCUCCUGCGCUUUCAGCCUCGUCUGGGAAAACACUCGCUCCCUCUCCCACAUUAGAAAGGUGGGGGAGAGAGAACGAACGCUAGGAGGAUAGAGCAAUAACAGUAAUCGAGGUUAAAAAAACUCUCCCAGCCAGUAGUUGGCGAAGGUGAACUGAGCGCAAAAGCGGAGAGGAGAGGAUAAGGUGAACAGUUAAGGGGGGUUGGUGAGGCAGGAAGAGAGAAAGUGGUUGGAGUUUGGAAGGUGGGGGGAUAAAGGCACACAAAAAAACGUUCUGUCUUAGGGCUGUUUUAAUAGUGGAUGUGUAUGCAUGAGUUCUGCAUCGAAUGGGCGCAAAAACCGCCCCAGAUCCGCCGGGAACAUCUUCCAAAUCGGCAAGCCUCCUUACCGAGACCCACAGAGGAGGGAGAGCACCGAAAGUACCCGCAAAGCCCAGCGAGCCGUGGCCGACUGCAGAAUGAUCGUCCAGGAAUUCAAUACACUCGUGGCUUUGUACCGUGAGCUGGUCAUCUCCAUUGGUGAGAUCACCGUUGAUUGUCCUUCCUUACGGGCCGAAAUGCUGAAGACCCGAACCAAAGGCUGCGAAAUGGCGAGAGCUGCUCACCACAGCCUCUCCUUGAUAUCGGGGCCAGAGGAUGGGGAGAUCCACCCUGAGAUCUGUAGACUGUUCAUCCAGCUGCAGUGCUGUCUGGAGAUGUACAUCACAGAGAUGUUAAAAUCUGUCUGCUUGCUGGGAUCCCUGCAGCUCCAUCGGAAAGGCAAGGAUUCAUGUGGUCCUCCUGGGGUCGACAGCAAGAUCGAGGAGAGCUCAGACAUCCCCAUCCUGGAGGACACCUCUUCCUCCCCCACUGACUGUCCUCAGCUCUGCUGGCUGGUGGCCACUGACAUAGAAAACAUAGAAAAGGAUAUGAGAGAGAUGAAGAACCUUCUCAGUAAACUCAGGGAGACAAUGCCUUUACCACUGAAGAACCAAGAUGACAGCAGUUUGCUGAACCUGACUCCCUACCCGCUUGUCCGACAGAGGAAGAGGCGGUUCUUUGGGCUCUGUUGCCUGGUAACCAGCUAAGGGCCCCGCCUUCGUGGGUAGGAGGCAGCAACAAAGACACCAUUACCCACUGUCCUUCACCACUUGUGUCUCCCACCAAUCUAUUACUGCCAUUUUCAAAUAAAUUGUCUCUUUCUUCUUUUUUUUAAAGGCUGCCCAUUUUAUAAUUUUAUUUUGUAAUACAAAGAAGAAUUGUAACUGCAAUGUAAUGAAAAACAAAAGUCAUGAACAUAUAUUUUAAGAUAUUUUGCAACAGAUCCUCCCUUUUUUGGUAAAUGACGUCAGAUAUCUGCUUGUCCAAUGUGAAAGCGAAUGAGAGGUCAUCUGAAAACAGUAUCAAUGUUCAAUUACUUCCAUAAGCCUGAGUGAAUGAAAUGACAAUUCAUGUUAUAAAAAAGGGAAUAUAAAUGUCUGUUUUGUCAGAAAUCAUGUGAUAACUUAUGAAUAGACGCCAUUUGAAUAUUUGGGGAUGGCACUUGCAAAGACAAAGUUAUACCUUCGUCUGUCUACGCCGAGAUGACAGGUUUGUGCAGAAUAAGUUUGUUGUGUAUUACAGUCUCUGUUUUCUGUUUCCUGCUGUUUUUCUUCUCAAUGUACUUAAUUUAGUCUUCCAUAAACCAAGAACCUGUACCCAACUAAACUUUCCAGCUUCGAAAAGGAAUAUAUGAUACAAUACUCAAAAGAAAACUUCUUUGCACACAAUAUCUAUCCAUAAAUUGACAUUAGACUUGUAUAUACACAUACUCGUAACACAAUGCUCUCUGAAUUAUUUUCAAAGUUGGAGGUGGUUAGCAAAGAAUCUGCUUGUUGGUAUGAGCUGGGAGGCUUUCUCUCUGUCUGAGCCAGUCAGAGGGCAGAAAGUUUGGUUGAUUAAAGAGAGUGAUCAGUGAUCAUGGCACGGUGAAGAUACAGUAGUCAAAGCUGAUAUAGGUCAUUUUACAUUGUUAAUAAAACUUUUGUUAUUGAAACUUA